Batrachochytrium dendrobatidis JAM81 is the source of this 501-nucleotide messenger RNA. RefSeq lists its product as uncharacterized. NCBI's taxonomy places the organism in Eukaryota, Fungi, Chytridiomycota, Chytridiomycetes, Rhizophydiales. Gene Ontology annotation, biological process: proteolysis. The record is from RefSeq and is a predicted model, not a curated record. The coding region runs from base 1 to 501 and encodes 166 amino acids. The transcript has a single exon. Gene Ontology annotation, molecular function: aspartic-type endopeptidase activity.
AUGACAAUGGACACUCUUAUGAACCCUCCUGGCUACAUUAAACCUUCUCUUCAAAACUUUCUUUUGACCGACAUUGACUCUAAGGAAUUGCGAAUCAUUGCUGCAGCUAUGGAAUUGGAAUAUUUAGGUCCUGCUUCAUUUCCUGGGUCAUUUCCGGUUGAGGGAACUAUUUGGGCUCCAAACCACAGACUUAUGGUGAAUUUGGCAUGUCGUCGCAGAACUAAAUCAGACUCUCCCACUCGCAAUAUCAUCUUUUUAGUUGAUACAGGUUCACCAGUUACUUACUUGUGUCAAGAAGCGAUGGAAUCAUUGGUUGGAAAAGAUUCUAAUUUACCUCAAACUCUAUUUGUCAAAAUUCACAAUGAAAAAGCAAUUCAGACUCACAUUUCCCCAAAAGAUAGUCACUUUGCUGAUGUAAAUGUCCUGGGUAUGAAUUUUAUUGUGGAAAACAGAGUGUAUCCUCGUUUGGAUUUUGAUGAGAAAACAUUCAGUCUUGACUAG